Molecule: messenger RNA, 4249 nt
Organism: Cherax quadricarinatus
Lineage: Eukaryota; Metazoa; Arthropoda; Malacostraca; Decapoda; Parastacidae
Source: RefSeq, a predicted model, not a curated record
ACAUUCUUUGUUAUAAUACCUCACUGUAUCCAACAGAUACUACUGCAUACUCAAGCUGAACUCUGCACCCUAUGGAUGUACGUGUUCUAAACAGAAGUCGAACAUGUGUUUUUGGGGGGAGUACUUUGAGCUAGAUCUCCCACAGGUCUCGAGCAUCUGCAUUGAGCUUAUGAGAGAAGCUGACAAGAAGUCAGUUCGUAAGAAGAUAGGGACAGUAGAAAUUGAUUUAAAGCCAUCCAGUCCAGGUCAGGUAGCCUUGGAGGAGCAGUGGUAUCCAGUAAAGGUUGAUAAACCAGACAGAGAAGUACCUGCCCUAAGAAUUAAGCAUAGAUUUCAGUCUGUAGACAUCUUGCCUCUACCUCAGUAUGGCUCCUUCCGUCAGUACCUCAAAGAAAAUUCAACGUCCCUUUGCCAACUCCUUGAGCCUGUUGUAUCUGUCAAAGCAAAGGAGGAUAUCGCAACAACUCUCAUUAAUAUCAUGCAAGCAGAAGAAUGUGCUAUCCCCUUCCUCGUCAACCUUGUUUUUACGGAUAUUCAGCGGAUGGCUGAGAAUGAGCAUCUCCUCUUUCGUGGGAACAGUGUAGCCACAAAGGCAAUUGAAGCGUAUAUGAAAUUAGUUGGUGAGCAGUAUCUUCAUGGAACCUUAAGAGAACCAGUUCAGGCAAUUAUUACAGCAGCAGAGGACCUUGAGGUUGAUCCUCUCCGGAUUACUAACAUCCAGUCUCUUCAGUCUCAACGGAAUGCUCUGAAGGAAUGUGUGUCUGUUAUAUGGGAGAAGAUUCUUCAGUCUGGUCGGAAUUUCCCUGUGGAACUGCGCAAUGUGUUCCACACACUGCGAGAGCAACUCUCUCGCCAGGAGAAAUGCGAACUGAUCGAUAACCUCAUCUCUUCAUGUGUGUUCCUCCGGUUCCUUUGUCCUGCUGUCCUCUCUCCGUCACUCUUCAACCUAACAAAAGAGUAUCCCGAUGAGCGAGCUGGAAGGAACCUGACGCUGGUAGCGAAAACACUACAGACACUAGCCAACUUCACUCUUUUUCAGGGAAAGGAAAAUUUUAUGGAAUUCCUGAAUGAGUUCAUAAGUAAGGAGCAGGAACGAUGCAGAAGUUUCUUGAGAUCCAUCUCUAGUUCUCCAACUGAAGAGGACAUCAUUCUUGAGUUUGAUGGGAAGAUUGAUCUGGGGAAGCAUUUGGCUCUACUUCAUCUCCAUCUUGCAGAUGCCCUUGCAAAAAUAAAUACACAGGGUUAUGAGAGUGAAGCUAGCAGAGUUUUGGCUCUUGUUGAUGACAUCAGCACUCUCUUAGGUGGAGACCACAAUGGAGCGCCUCUUGUAUCCCGACAGUUGUCUACACAUGCUCAUGUGUGUACUCCACCUCUUGUGUCUAACCCAUCACUCACAGCCACGCCAACGCACAUCAGAAAUAAUUACAUGAGAGAAGACUGUGUGGAUGGUGUAGUGGAGAGCCCAUUGAGCAUGGGGUUGAUGGGAGGAGGUGUGAAUAUUGGUAUGGGUCCUCCACCAACUACUACUCUGAAGUCACAGUCACUACCUCGAGCUGCAACACCAAUCUACUCCCAACACCAAAUAGCCAUUGGAAGCCCUGGGCUUAACUUCUAUCGAGACAAGACCGCAGCAAAUGACCUGUCCACCAAUGAUGAAUAUGUUCUCAUAACAGCAAUUGAUCAUCGCACAGAACCACAGAAUUACAUGUUUCCCUCUAUAGAAGCGAACAAUAACAAUACACCCUUGACGGAUGUGCGACUCAGUAAUGGAAACACAUAUUAUAUGGCUGAAGUGGCCUCGCCUGGAUCACCGCUGCGUCAGGGUGGUUCACCAUUACCCAAUCACCCAGGAAUUAUGCACCAACCUUUGCGUGGCCAUCCACAUACUUCUCACCAACCACGUCUCUAUCCCAGAGCCACAGCUAUGUCCUCAAGAAGCCAUUCAUUGAGUGGAGUUCCUCAACCAGCUGAAAGGCGUGCUUUAUACCAAGAUGAGUGUUCAGAAUUGUACAGCUACAUGGAUUCCUGCUCACACCAAAUAAAUGCUCUAUGCAUGGACAGUGAAAAUAAUAUUCAGGGAUCACAAACAUCAAUCUCUCAACUUUCAAAUAUUGCAUCCUCAGGAUACCAAAGCAUUGCAUUCUCACAAUCAUCUUCCCCAGUUGACUCUCUCUUACACACUGAUAACUCCAGUUUACUGUCACGGGAAAAUGGAAACCCAGGAUUGCCUGGGCUUCGACAAAUUCUGCAUGGAUCCCCAUUAGCCUCACCCCUGCAUCAUGCAGCUGCCUCCAAGCAUCGUGCUGUGGCAGUACACCCAGCACACUUGGGGCAUGCAGGUCAUGUGUCACUUCAUGGUACUCCAAGACACAUCCCUAGAGUUUCUCCACCCAAAGGGAGUCCAAACAGCAGUCUCAGUUCCUCGCAGAGUGUAGAGGAUCUUUCCUCACUUCGCCGGGGCCGCACCCGCCAGCGUCGCUCUGCUUCAUCAUCAUCCGAUUCUUCUCCUGAUACACGCCCUGCUUCGCACACUCAUGCCCAUUCUCGCCGUCCCCAUGCUCAUCCCCCUCGCACCAAUCCUCACUGUUCUCCACGCUUGGCACCAAAUACAACAUUAAGGCAGGAACUUAGAGCCAGGUCUCGCCAUGACCGUAGCAUUAGUGGAAGAAGAGGAAGAAAUAAUAGAUCUUGCGACAGAGAGGACUUCCCCCGAGGAACGACUCACUGUUAUGAAGAUUCCGAAGACGAUGUGAGUGUUGCAACCAGGUCAUCAGGAGGAGCUGGUAUGGGCAGCUGGAUGAAGGAUGGGCGGCACACAAGUCAGGAAGAAUACCAGUUGUCUCUCAAUAUGGCUCCACAGAAAUUACUAGAUCAACAAGAAGACCAAAUGAGAAUCAUAGUUGAAAGAUUAAUGAGCAUGGAGCAAGAGUUUCGCCAUGAACAAGAGAUAAUGCGAAGAGAGAUGCAUAAUAAAGAUGCUCGUAUUGAUGCUCAAGCUAAGAAAAUUGCAGCCCUGGAUUCUGCAAAUACUCAACUUAUCCGCACUAUUGCUUCUCUGAGUUCAAGAUCAGGAGAAAUAAAGCAAGAACUACCUGCUGACAAUAACAUCGAUUCAUGCAAUGCAUCCGACACGUCCGAUUACAAAAGCUCCUCCUGUUGAUUAUCCAACUAAUCCUCUUAUUCUCUAUAAAUUUUAUUUGAAAUUGUUAGAUUACUGUAAAUAAGCAGUAAUGAAAAAUGUAUAUAAUAAAGUAGAUACAAUAUAUUAAACAUUUAUGCACAUGCAAAUACUGUUUGUAAAAAGUGGUGUGAACACACGUUUGUAUCCACUAUACCGAGCACAUUAUUGUGCGUUUCCAUAUUGGGCAUUUAAGUACAAUUUUUUUUUUUAUUCCUAUUACUUUGUCUCCAGUAAAUCUCUCGAGUUUCCACUUCAAAUAUUUACCUCAUGUGGCCCUAUAUGUACCGUUUCUAUAACAAUUAUAUUUUGACAUUCCAUAACUUCUAUUAAAAUAAUUUUUUGGUACACAAAAGUAUUCUCUUUGACUUCAAGCAAUUCUAUAUGGUCUUCACAAUACCCCCACAUACUGUACAUAUGUAUAUGUGUCAAUGCAGACAUUGUAUACUAAAAGAUCUGACUGUAUACAAUAUCAUAGUAUAUAUCUAGACUCGUAUUGGAUUACAGUUAUCUUUUUAAAGUGUUAUAUUUAAAAAAAAAAAAAUGCCGAAGAUUUUCAUUUCAGUAACUGGAUUAGAUAUCUACUUUUUAGAUAGUCCAUUUUUUAAUUUGUAAAUAGAACUGCAAGACAUGCUUUAUAACUUCAUUGUAUACAGCAUGUUAAGUGUGGACACUUUGUACAGGUAUGCUUUAUUUACAUAGUAGUUCUUUGUUAGGAACAACUAAGAACACCAAAGAUUAGAUUUAUUGGUCGUCAUUUCUCAAGCUCAACGUCAGUGCAGUGCGUCCGACUCACUAUUUUAUGUACAUUAGCAUACUGUAGAUUUAUUGUAAAUAGCUAUAAAAUAUAUUUGUUCAUAUUUAGUACACAAGAAAAGACAUGUGUAACUUUUCCACAUUUCCUGAUACUCGUCAUUGUGUAUCAAAGAAACAGUGCUUAUGAAGCACUCUAUACUUGGAAGGCCAAAGGUUUAUCAAGGUUGUAUAUUUCUAAGUCCACAUCAAAAUGUGGAUUGUGACAUUUAUACUAAACAUGUAAUAGAAAAAAGUAAAUUACUGAUUAUAAAUUUA